AAAUUCCAAUUUGUGGAUUUGAGGCUUGUGAUCUUUAUGGCAAUGGAGCGCCUACCAGUUGAAGUCAUCGGAAAGAUUCUGUCUCGGCUUGGAGGUGCUCGGGAUGUGGUGAUUGCCUCUGCCACAUGUCGGAAAUGGCGAGAAGCUAGUCGGAAACACCUUCACACCCUUGCAUUCAACUCUAAUGAUUUGCCUCCUUAUCGUGACAUCUCGCCUAGACAAUUAGAGAUCCUGAUUACUCAAACGAUUUUCCAAACUGUUGGAUUGCAAGGCCUAUCGAUUUUGAUCGAUGAUGUCGAUGAGUUCUCGGCUUCAACUGUUAUUGCUUGGCUCAUGUAUACUAGGGAGACGUUGCACCGACUGUUCUACAAUGUCCGAACCAGUCCAAAUGUUAACAUCCUUGAGAUCUGUGGGAAGCAAAAGCUGGAAACUUUGGCACUGGCCAACAAUUCGAUAACAGGGGUUGAACCUAAUUUUCAGAGAUUCCUUUGUUUGAAGUCCCUUUCUUUGAGUCAUGUUAGUAUUUCGGCUUUGGAUUUGAGCCUUUUGCUCACUGCAUGUCCGAUGCUUGAGAGCCUGGAGCUUGUGAAUCCAGAUAUAGCAAUGUCUGAUGCUCAAGUGUCAGUGGAAUUGUGCAGCCAAACGUUGAGGAGUAUUUAUGUUGAAGCAAUUAGUUUGGAUAAAUUUAUACUCGAGGCUGACAAUAUCGAGCGCCUGCACUUGAAGGAUUGCGCCCUCGAACUUUUCGAACUGAUUGGGAAAGGCACUUUGAAAUAUUUCAAGAUUGAUGAUGUUAGUGUGAUACAUCUUGACAUUGGUGAGUUCAUGUUUGAUCUCGAGGUAGUUGACAUCAGUAACUUCACAAUCGUAUGGCCAAAACUCUACCAGAUGAUUUCGAGGUCCUCGAGAUUGAAGAAGCUUCGACUUUGGGAUGUGGCCUUCGAUGAUGAAGACGAGGUCGUGGACUUGGAAACAAUUGCCGAUUGUUUUCCGGAAUUGAAACAUCUUGCAUUAAGUUAUGAAUUGAAAGAUGGAGUAAUGCAAGAUGGUACUAAUUUAGAGAACGUUAUGGUGUUGGAGCUGGGAUGGACUGUGAUUACCGAUAUCUUCUCGCAUUGGGUCGAGGAGCUGCUAAUACGGUGUCCGAAUCUUCGAAAAAUGAUUAUUUUCGGGUCUGUCUCCGAAGCCAAGUCGCUUGAAGAAUGCCAAAUAUUGGCUAAUUUCACCUCAUCUAUUGUUGGGUUGAUGAGGAAAUAUAUGAACGUAGAGGUGCAGUUUGAAUUUGAGUAA
Molecule: messenger RNA, 1290 nt
Organism: Hibiscus syriacus
Lineage: Eukaryota; Viridiplantae; Streptophyta; Magnoliopsida; Malvales; Malvaceae
Product: F-box/LRR-repeat protein At1g67190-like
Exons: 1
Coding region: 37-1290 (417 amino acids)
Molecular function (GO): protein binding
Source: RefSeq, a predicted model, not a curated record